AUGGAGCUAGUCUUCCUUCGCCACGCAACGCGGGCAGACCAUGCCUCCUUAAAUAAUCCUCCCCUUUACCAUGACUACAAACCCUACGAUCCCUCGGUUUCGGUAUCUGCUGUGGGUGAAGCCUCAAGGGUGGCUCGUGACAUAGCACAAGUGUGUCAGUUUCUGAAACCAAAACGCAACGUGUAUGUGCAUUUCCUGCCUUACUUGCGGUGCUGCCAGACGGCGGAUUUGGUGGUGCUGGCGCUUCAAAAAGAGGUGCCUGAAACACGCCUCAAGUUCAACAUGCUCUGUGAUUUUGCCCUACUGGAAUGGCUCCACGACAGAAUGAAGAACACCCCUCCUUACACGGAGCUGAGCGAAGCGUACGACAUGUACACGCCCAACGUGAAGAUCUUGGAGAACAGGCGGUGUGUGCUGAACUUCCGUCCCACCACAACGCUAGGGCCCUGGAAUGAGCCUGGUCUCAGUUAUAGGGACUACGCUGACCGCUGCAAAACGUACUUCAAGAAGCUCAUGGCCACCUACGACAAACCCGUGCAUGUGAACAACGAAGACUUGGUCAUUGUCGUUGGCCACGGCUACCUGAUCAACCACUUCAUGUCUUACUUCAUCAACCACCCGAUCUUCGAGGAGAUCCCGGAAUCCACAAUCAACUACGCCAGGAGGGAGAACGACGUCUGGACCCUCAAGCGUGACUGCUUACAGCUCUUGCAUUACGAGGACAUCGACUCCACGCUAAACCUCGAAAAUGACAUCGUCGUCUACAAGCUGAAUUUCAUCAAGAAGAACGAGCUAGACGAAAACAAGCAGUACCCCGCCAUUGGCUUUGGCGGCUUGAAAUUGCCCAACCAGGAGCUGCUGGCGCCUCGGCCCUCGUUCAGGGUUGAAAACUCCGCCAAUAACGUGCAAAGACCCAACUUGGCCAAAAACCUCUUGUGUCCCACGGCACGCAACUGGAACGCCCUGGAUUCGAACAAAUUCCAGGUCAAAUCCGAGUUCAAGCUCAAGGUGAUGAACGACGAGGCGUUCAAGAAGGCUUUUGACCUCUCCAACCCACCCACGCAUCCCAUUUCGCCCGAAGUUUCGCCAAACUCGGAGCCCACACGUACAAAUUCUGUCAUUGAUCUCGUCAAGCUUAAUUCCAACGACGAGAUCCAGCGCCCUUUCAAGCUCCGGUACUCGCUGGCGUCCGAUAUCCCCGUGCAUUUCUUGAACUCCAAAGUCAACUCCCACGUCAACCUUGCUCUGUUGCAGCGCAAUGCAUAUUCACACAACAACUCGCUGUCAGAACAGGGGAUGGGGCCCCUGGUACUCUCUGGUGGCUCCUUGUCACCUAGAGAUUUUUCUGAUCUCGAUGGUGACGGAAGCCAGCAUUCCAGUAAUAUGGGCGAAGUCAUCAGCAGACUUCUGCGGAUCAGAUCGUUGCAGAGAAAGAGGGCCCAGACGCCCAGUUUCGGCAAGAUCAAGGAGAACUCCUCAGACGAGCUGUCGGAUUCGGAAGUCCACAAAUUCUCGCUCUCGUUCAACCAGGAGAAACGGGACGUCACGCCAAAACGGGUUCUUCUGGGCUCCCCUGUGGUCCCCAACCGUGCCAGGGGCAACUCCGUCAAGCUCAUUCCGUCCGUGCUUAACCAGAAGUUCGAGCGUGAAAACGGCGAAAACAGCACAGAUAACAGCAUCAACAGCAGCGCUAACGGAAGUGCCAAUGGCAGUAUUUCGGGCAUCAGAGCCCAUAAGGGUUUGAAUGGGACGGCCAGAACCACCAGCAACGGCAACACAAACCCUACCAAACCAUCUGGUCUUCAACGCCCCAUUGGCCUCAAAAAGACGCCCUCCAUGUUCUACAACUUGGACCUGGACUCUGCCGAUGGUUCAUCAGAAGGAGAAGAUGAUGACGACCUGGCGCUGCCGCCGAAGGAAAACCAGUACACUUGGUUUGGCCAGAACGCCCGGGGUUACGUCUGA
Messenger RNA from Candidozyma duobushaemuli, 1965 nucleotides. RefSeq lists its product as uncharacterized. The transcript has a single exon. Lineage: Eukaryota; Fungi; Ascomycota; Pichiomycetes; Serinales; Metschnikowiaceae. The record is from RefSeq and is a predicted model, not a curated record. The coding region runs from base 1 to 1965 and encodes 654 amino acids.